CCUCCACCCCCAAAAUUUCCCCUUCCUUCGUUGGCGCGAUUCCUUCCCGCUUGGCGAAAUGCUACAAUGGCGCACCUGCCUCCUCCUCCUCCUCGCACUUCUUGGUUUCAUGAGUUCCCACCCUCUCCUCAUCCUGUUCCCUCCUACGGACCUCCUCUUCCCCGAGGUUUUCCUGAUGCUCGUCCUCGCCGCAGCAGGCGACAUGCUGCUGGCGCUGCCUCGCCGAUAGGCGGCGGAAGCGGCGGCGCGCGCGACACACUCCAGCGCGCGCCUCCGCUACAGGCCCUGGACGCCCACCAGCGGGUCCAGGGCAACGGGCUCGAUGUUCUGCUGAUGAUGGCCACCGCCUCCUCCUGCGGCGGCAUCAACACGCGCCGCACCGACAAUCUCCUCCCGCUCCUGCUCCCCUGCGUGCGCGAGCAAACCUCCGCCCCCCGAGUCUCUUCGGCUUCCUCCCGCGCCUGCUCCGACAGCGCAGCCGCGGACGCGGAGGAGAACGAGCCCGAGGCGUCCGCGGGGAGGAGCGCGCAGGUGCUGCUCGCCGCGGCAGCAAGUGGCGGGCGCGGCGGCCCCUACGGCCGCCGCCCGUCGUCCUCCUGCGCCCCCUGGAACGCCGGCCCCCUCAUCGCGCACCGCCCGGCGACCCCGUCGCCCGUAUGCUGCCCCGUCGUCGCGUCACCGGAGGAACAAGAGCAAGGGAGCUUACCAACGAGACCCGCUGAUGCUGUCAAUGAAUGGAGGUUGCCUAAAGUAAGUGAAGAGGAAGAUGAGGCAGUGAAUCAGAAGGACUGUCAGGAUAAUACUAUGUCAUGUAGUGUGUCCUCAGCUCGUGAUUGGAACUUCGGGUCUGAUAGUGUCUAUGAGGGAAGCAAUCAUGAUGGUCGUGCUUUUGACCAUUCAGAGGUUGAGGAUUGUGCAGCUGCAGUGCAAAGGACGGAGAGACGGGUCCUGGGUCCUGUGAUUAAACAGAAGGAAAGUAUUGUCCUAGACAAGUUGCCUGCCUGGAAGGAUUCACAGAUUCUAAAGCUCAUAUACAAAGCACUUAUGAUAUUACUUCAAUCAACUAGGCUGAAUCAGAAAGAUCGAUGGCAGAAAAACAAGAUUGCACGGCCAGGGAUCAGGGAUGAGCUUACAGAAACUGAGGAACAAGAUCAAGGGAGGUUACCAACGAGAGAGGACUUGGUCAAGUGUUUCUCUAUGCCACGAAACAUCCGACUACAGACUCCCAGGCACCCUUCUCUGCUGGAUAUGAGAGUUGACAAAUCCAAUCGAGGGCCUCCAAAAUUCGUCCACAAGGCCACACCAGCUAGAUUGAUGCGCCGAGCUCGCUCCUCACAUAAUUACCAUGGGAAGUGCAUGGGAGCAAUUGAUGCUGUCAAUGAAUGGAGAUUGCCUAAAGUAAAUGAAGAGGAAGAUGAGGCAGUGGAUCAGAAGGACUGGCAGGAUGAUACCGUGUCAUGUCGUGCAUCCUCAGCUCGUGAUUGGAACUUCGAGUCUAAUAGUGCUAAUGAGGGAAGCAAUCAUGAUGAUGGUCAUGCUUUUGACCAUUCAGAUGUCGAGGAUUGUGCAGCUGCAGUGCAAAGGAUGGAAAGACGGCUUCCUGGGAUAAACUGGCAAAAACUGAGAACAAGUUGGAGAAGCAGAGAAGUGAAACCGUAGUGAAGAUGCAAAAGGCGAUAGAAGAUGCAGAGAGGAAAGAUGAUAUGAAGAGUCAAGAAGAGGCAGCCAGCAAGAGUAAGAUAGCUGGUUUCGAGAGAGCCCUUCAGGUGAUGUCUAGGGCAGGAAGGCAAGUCGUUUGUCAAAUACUCCCUCCGUAAACUAAUAUAAGAGCGCUUAGAUCACUAAAAUAGUGAUCUAAAUGCUCUUAUAUUAGUUUACAGAGGGAAUACUAAUGAAGGGACCGUAUACUGUAUAGAAUGGCGGUUGCCAUAUAGUACUAACCAAAGGAUGAUAGAAGUUUCAGGUCGUGGAACGCUUGGUCAGCAUUUUAACGCACACUGUGGUAGUUAUCCCCAUUGGAGAACUUGUAAUACUACUCCCCAUUGGAGAAUUUGUAAUACUACUCCCCAUUGGAGUAGCAAGUAACCUGAUGUUGUUGGUAUAGCUACCGAAAA
Molecule: messenger RNA, 2114 nt
Organism: Triticum dicoccoides
Lineage: Eukaryota; Viridiplantae; Streptophyta; Magnoliopsida; Poales; Poaceae
Exons: 8
Coding region: 67-1659 (530 amino acids)
Source: RefSeq, a predicted model, not a curated record